ACGACGUCCUUGAGACGUAUUUUAGACAUCCGUCGACAUAAACGGGACGUCGACAUAAACGGGACUUUUCAAGACAUAUUUCGGACAUCCAAAGGACGUCGAAUUGUUGCAUGGGCGUCAACGUAUGAUUGAGUGUAUUUUUUCAUAAGGGGUGGGCUGCGUCUACAACAUGGCGCUUAUUGUUUACGAUCUUACGUGAUUUGGUUUUGUGUCAUACAAUUACCUCAUAUAUAUACAGAAUUUAACACAAAAAAUUUUAUGAUAAUAAAGACAGUUAGAUUUAAAGGUUUCAAAAAUGGUACAAAAAUGUGUUUACUGUGGAAAACAAAGUGAUAAAGAUAGAACAUUUCAUAGAUUCCCAGACAAAGAAAAAUAUCCACAUUUAGCUCAGAAAUGGAUCGAAAAUAUGAAUGUAGGCUCAGAUGUAAGGAUAUCCAGAGAUACUAGGCUAUGUUCUGACCAUUUCGAAGAAAAACAUUAUUGUAUGAAAAAUAAACGAAAAUGUUUAAAAUUAGGAAGUGUCCCAACAAUAUUUAGCAAAUACAAAUCUGAAUGUGCAAUAUGCAAGGUGAAGAAGGGAAUAAAAUUUCGCACAUUUCAUAAAUUUCCUAUAAACAAUCCACAUAUUUUAGAUAAGUGGUUAUCUAAUAUAAAAAUGGAAAAUUUUUUUAUACAUGUAUUUAUGUAUUACUUAAAUAAGUUUGCAGUAAUAUAUAUAUGUAUGUUAAUAAUCAUUAUUUUUUUAUCAGCUGCAAACAUGGAUUACUACAACGUCACUUACAGCAUAAGGAUAAAUGCAUCGUAACUUACAACAUAAGAAUAUAAAAACAACAUUCGUUGAACUUAUUCUACCACGAUUAUUGUAUAAGAUUAGCAUGAUGAGUUAGAGAUUUAUAUUGUUUUAAAUAUUUCAAGAAGCUUUGUUUAUUUUUUCAGCUAUCAAUAAUUAUAUUGUAUAUAUGUAUAUAUAUAGAUUUAGAUUUUAAAUGAUUUGUACAAUGAUUUGUAUUGUAAACAUAAAUACAAUACAUUUAUACAUUUGUA
Molecule: messenger RNA, 1044 nt
Organism: Vollenhovia emeryi
Lineage: Eukaryota; Metazoa; Arthropoda; Insecta; Hymenoptera; Formicidae
Product: THAP domain-containing protein 3-like
Exons: 3
Coding region: 296-805 (169 amino acids)
Molecular function (GO): sequence-specific DNA binding
Source: RefSeq, a predicted model, not a curated record